Messenger RNA from Myotis lucifugus (little brown bat), 381 nucleotides. Its product is annotated as U3 small nucleolar ribonucleoprotein protein IMP3-like. Bases 1 to 381 code for a protein of 126 amino acids. The transcript has a single exon. The record is from RefSeq and is a predicted model, not a curated record. NCBI's taxonomy places the organism in Eukaryota, Metazoa, Chordata, Mammalia, Chiroptera, Vespertilionidae.
AUGUUGUGGUCUUAUCAGUUGCAGCGGCACAAGGACUACACGUGCUACAAUCAGUUGAGCCGUUCUGAGCACGAGCUGGCCUGGCUCCUGCACGACCUGCCCAAGUGCAACCUGUUUCACAUGUGUGCCUUGGCCACGCUGCUGGACAAGCUGUAUGAUCUUGGCCUGGUGCUUACGCACAGCUUGCUCUGCGACGUUGUCAGGGCCUCGUCCUUCAGCUACUGCCACCUGCCCACUGUGCUCCUUAAGCUGCGAAUGGAGCAGCCUCUUCAGGCUGCCCUGGCCUUCCACGUGCCAUUAGUCACUGACCCCACCUUCCUUGUCACAUGCAGCAUGGAGGACUUGGCCACCUGGGUUGACUCGUCCAAGAUCAAACAAUGA